UAUGGAAGGGAGCGCCUGCUGGAGGAGCUGCGGAGCAAUCAGCUCCCGAGUGAUGACGAGAGGGUCAAGUACCGAUGGCAAAGGAAGGGACCGACAACCCGGGGGCCCCUCAGUGAGGGCAACCGGCCGCAGGCAAUCUGGGCUAUAGCGGAUGUCCAAAGCCUGAUGUUGGAAAUUCUGGGGUCAGCCGGUUUGAACCUGUACGACGCGGAUGGGAAGCUGAGGACGGACCCCCGGACUGGCGAGCCCUUCAAAACCCUGCAGAAAAAGUACUCGGAGGAUGCUCGGGACCUCCUCGAGGGUCUUCUCCGCUCGCAGUUCGGGGGCAACACUUGGGUCGUGAAAAUGGAGCGGAGAGCGGAGGCAGCGGGGGAGGAAGGUUGGCACUUUCUGAGGGCUGACUCGGUUGGCAAGCGACUUAUCGUGUUCAUGGACCAGCUCCUCCAUCACAUGGAGACCCUCCAAAUGGAGCCGAACCGCAAGCCUGGGGACUGGCGUGUUCGACUUUUGGACAGCCACAAAGUUUUCAUUCGGAGCCGGCUAGAAGAGCUCACGGAGUUCAUUCCACCCGAAGAGAGGCGGUACCCUACUCAGGAGGUCAGAUAUACGCACUUCGAUGCGUUUGUGACCAAGUACAGGAACCAACUUCCUGCAAAUAUCACCCCCGCCUACUUGAAGAUGUUCGUCAUGACAGAAGUUGACGAAAGCUUACCUCUCGAAGUCUGGGCUGAGAACACGAUCAAGUGCAAGAUCAUGCUGGACAAAGCAGCGGGGCGAGAUGGCAGCAAGCUCCCGCCUGGGUGGGCGCAUCCAACCCCCCUGCAGCUUGCGAACAUCGUCCGAAUGUACAAGAACUGCCACCCUCUACGGCGACAAGAUAGACCUCUCAAAUUCGCCAUCUCCGCCACGAACCAGUUCUGUCAACAUUAUGGCCUGUCAGCGGCCUCGAUAGAUAAGAUUCUGGACGGCAAAGAGUCGCCAGGAUAUCGAAUCUACCUUCCAAAGUACCGAGAGAUUCUGGCUGAGUACGAAGCUGAUCCGAACGGGUUUUAUCUGACGUACGCGAUGGUUCAGCAGAUGGGCAACAUCCAACUCUGUAUUCUGUUCGAUAACCAAAGGCGGAAGCCGACUUUGAGCUCUAUGCGGCCUACAUUGUUUGAGAUUGGGCAGUUCGUGCCGGAGCAGUACGCCCGGUACUUUGGCUUCAACACGCUCGCCGCCGCGCAACUAGACGUGGACGACAAGAUGACUGCCUCCAGGAGAGUCGUCGAGGGCAAUUUCGAGAAUAGCAUGGGCGAGAACUCCUGGUUCGCUCGUCAAAUGAGGAAUCGGCAGGGGGACCGGACGCGGGCGAAGGGGCGGCAACUCAGGCCCCACGUGACCCUUGACCACCUCCUGGAGAUGCUCGAGUUCCAGAAAAACAGUUGUCAUUACAGCGGGGAGACCAUCUUCCUGGCACGGGGCGGGAAGCGCAGCCCGCACGCAGGCACAGCGGAGCUCGUGGGCGACAGCCGUGCGGUCAAGCUUGCGGCAAACUGGCUAGCCUGGGGUUUCAACUUUGCGCCCCUCGUCGUGCGGAAACUGUUCCUAGAAUACUGGGGGUUCAAGGGCACAGGUACGUUGACUACCUGA
Molecule: messenger RNA, 1632 nt
Organism: Klebsormidium nitens
Lineage: Eukaryota; Viridiplantae; Streptophyta; Klebsormidiophyceae; Klebsormidiales; Klebsormidiaceae
Source: the annotation of a GenBank genome assembly